This is a messenger RNA of Lodderomyces pseudojiufengensis, 573 nucleotides long. It is a transcript of the gene ECM1, whose product is annotated as Ecm1p. Gene Ontology annotation, cellular component: nucleolus; preribosome, large subunit precursor. Gene Ontology annotation, biological process: ribosomal large subunit export from nucleus. The transcript has a single exon. The record is from RefSeq and is a predicted model, not a curated record. NCBI's taxonomy places the organism in Eukaryota, Fungi, Ascomycota, Pichiomycetes, Serinales, Debaryomycetaceae. Bases 1 to 573 code for a protein of 190 amino acids.
AUGGUUAAAAAGGUAUCAAAACGAAGUAGAGCAGCCAGAAGAGGGGAAAUACCCGAUGACAUAAACAAUAAAUCAUCUACGACAACCAAAUCAGAAUCAAUCAAUAAUAAUGAUGGAUUAAAAAAAUCAAUAAUAAGAACUCAAAUUAAAAAUGAAAAUUUAUUAAAUAAAAAAAUUGAAUCACUGAAAAUUAAAAAAAAUAAUAAGAAGAAAUCAUCAACUAUAAAGACAAAAUUAGAAAGAAAUAACAAAUUAGCAGGAAUAUUAGAAAAUAAAAUUGAUUCAAGUAUUGCAAGAGCUUCAUAUAUUCAAAAAGCAAGAAAAUCAAAUUGGGAUAAAACUAAUUCAAAUAUUGAAAUUAAAAAUCACUUGAGUGAUGAUUUUAAAAUUGAACAACCUGAAAAGGAAUUAACUGAAGAAGAAAUUUUAAAAUUGAAAGAAGAUGAAUUAGUACGAGAUUUUUAUAAAGAUGAAGAAAUUAAUGAUGAAAAUGAGGAGAAAGAUGAGAAUGAUGAUGAUAAACCUGAUUUGUCAAAUAAUAAAUUUGCAUUAUUGGAAGAAGUAGAAGCUUGA